Molecule: messenger RNA, 528 nt
Organism: Suillus discolor
Lineage: Eukaryota; Fungi; Basidiomycota; Agaricomycetes; Boletales; Suillaceae
Exons: 5
Coding region: 1-528 (175 amino acids)
Source: RefSeq, a predicted model, not a curated record
AUGUCGGAGGUGUCUGAUUGGAGACAGAGUCUCUAUAAUCAUCGUAUUCCGCAUGAUUGGGAUAAAAGAUUGAAGGCGAGGGGCUACACGAAUCUCAGUAGUUGUAAGGUAAUGCAUAGAGGCAAGAGUGGCGAGUCUCAAGUCUCAGAUAUUGACGCGUCUCAACCCACCACGAGUAAAGUACUCUCAGACAUGCCUGGAUUAGAUACUCUGACCGGCGACAACGAGGUGACGCUGGAUUUUGACUUUAAACAUAUCUUCAAACGUAUAUGCACACUCAUUCGCUCCCCUGCCGGUAUUACGCUGAACAAUGGUCGUAUUAUCAAUGCGAUGAUGCUCUCACGUGGCAACCUCGUCAGCAAUGAUACUGCGAUGCAUGUCGAUGGCACUGGGUGGACUUCCCAGCCUUCGAGGUUUUUGUGGCGUUCUGCAUGCAUCGAAGAUUGUGUUGUGCCGAAAUCUGAGAAUGAGCACUCUUCUUCGCCUGCAUACCCCGCAAUUGCGAGGGUCAUGACCUCGAAUGGGUGA